Molecule: messenger RNA, 1985 nt
Organism: Hyalella azteca
Lineage: Eukaryota; Metazoa; Arthropoda; Malacostraca; Amphipoda; Hyalellidae
Gene: Arp5
Product: actin-related protein 5
Exons: 13
Coding region: 141-1985 (614 amino acids)
Biological process (GO): regulation of DNA-templated transcription
Cellular component (GO): cytoplasm; Ino80 complex
Source: RefSeq, a predicted model, not a curated record
CAAGAGACUGUUGUUAUAUAUGUGAUUGUCAAUAUUUUCUUCAAUUAGUUAAUAUAUCUGAAGAUAUUUCAUAUUUUAUCCAAGUUGAUCAAUCUGAAAAGUUAUUGCAUCAUUUUGUAUAAAGUAAAUUUCCUCUUCAAAUGGAUGACCUAUCAUCUUCUGAAAUCUACCAAUUUGCAGAUGCAAGAACAAUUCCUGAUCCAAUUUUUCCAUAUACAGAAAAUUUGAAUGGAAUUCCUAUUGUUAUUGACAAUGGGUCCUUUCAAUGCCGAGUUGGCUGGGCAACUCAAGACGAGCCAUGUCUCCAAUUCAGGAAUUGUUAUGCCAAGCACAGGAAGGACAGGGGCAAAAAAAUGCCUGCAACUACGGAAUUACUUGUUGGCAAUGACAUCAGCAACUUGGAGGCAGUUCGGUUCCAGCUCAAAACUGCUCAUGAUGAGAACGUUGUAUCCCACUAUCAGGCCCAGGAAUUACUGCUGAAUUAUUCAUUCAGCCACUUGGGUAUCACUGACAGCUCUGGCAUCCAGCAUCCCAUCGUGAUGACAGAACCGCUGCUCAACCCCCAACACUGCAGAGCAUUGAUGUCAGAGCUGCUGUUUGAAUGCUACAACGUCCCUUGUGCAGCCUACUGUGUUGAUGGCCUAGCAAACUACUAUCACAAUCAAGAAGCAUCGAGCAGUUCGGGCCUACAAGAUGGACUUUUGGUCCACAUCGGACAUCACACCACACACGUCAUCCCCAUCCUGGACGGCGGCGCUGACGUGGCAAAAUCACGACGCAUUAAAGUCGGCGGCCACAGCCUGGCCAAGUUCCUGUGCAGGUGGCUGCAGCUGCAGUAUCCUCAUCAGGCCAGCAACAUCACCCUGUCCAGGGCCGAGCUUGCAGAAGACGAACAAGAACUAGAGCGACUAAGCGAGCUGUGCUCUGCAAUGUCAGAGUUCAGGCAGUACCAGCCAGAGUACCAGCACGCUCUGGAGGAGGCUGGCGUCGCUACCAUAGAAGACCUGCACAAGAAAAUUGCUGCCAUGCAAAUAAAGAUAUGCAAAACUAGAGCCAAGAUGGCGCAGGAACCUGUUGAAGAGGAGGGCAGGCUUAGCCCAGGUCCCGGAGGCGCAGGUCUCCCUGAGGACGCUGAGGAGGCCGAGGAGGUGCUGGAGGCCAUGCAGAGGGAGUGGACGAGCCUGCACGAGCGUAGGGCAGCGCGCCGCUCCAAACGCCAGGAGAUGGCUAAGCGUCGCACGGCGGCGUCUCAGGAGCGCAUGCGUCUCAUCUCGCAGCUCGCCAAGCGGGAGAAGAAAGACGACCACUUCGGCCGACGGGACGAAGACUGGGACGUGUACAAGGCCAUUAAUAAGGAGGGUGGAGGGUCAGACAGCGAGGACGAGCUGGAGCGGCUGCAGGAGCUGACGGCGACGCUGCGGCAGCACAGACCUCACUUCCUGGCUGAGGGCGGCACCCAGCCUCUUACUGAGGCUCAGAGGAACCAGAUCCUGCUUACUACUGAGAUGAUCCGCACGGGUGAGGUGCUGUUCCAGCCCAGCCUGGUAGGUCUAGGCCAGGGUGGUCUGGCAGACACCAUCGCGUACGUGCUUGGUCUGUUCAGCCCUGCAGACCAGCAGCGGCUGGUAGACCACGUCGUGGUCACCGGUGGUCUGGCCACCAUGCCUGGUCUGGUGGACAGAGUGCGGCAUGAGCUACGUGCCAUCAGACCUUUUAUGUCCGCCUUCAGCGUCCGCGCCGCGCAGGAACUCAUCCAAAGACGCAUGAGAAUCUCCGUGGAGUUCCAGGAGGAGCUGGCGCUCUGGAGCAGCCCUGAGCACUGCUCCAGCAGCGGCCUGACGGUGCAGCUGCCGUUCGCCGCCGCCCCCGCCACCGCUGCGGUGGACCCCGCCGUCCAGAGGGAGCGGCGGCGGGAGGCCGCCCGCCGUCUCGUCCUUAUCAACGCCAGGAAAAGAGAGGAGAAGGUCGCCGUUAAUUCCAAUUAA